Messenger RNA from Protomyces lactucae-debilis, 1180 nucleotides. RefSeq lists its product as uncharacterized. The coding region runs from base 96 to 1070 and encodes 324 amino acids. The transcript has 2 exons. Lineage: Eukaryota; Fungi; Ascomycota; Taphrinomycetes; Taphrinales; Protomycetaceae. The record is from RefSeq and is a predicted model, not a curated record.
UUUAGUUCUGUCCUUGUGUCUCGCGACGACGUCAGUGCGCGCGUUCUAUCGACGCACAACUAUUCGUCAAGAUCUCAUUUGAAUCACGGACAACCAUGGCUAAAGAGAGAGCCCGUCGCGACUCGGGGCAAAGCACAGAUAGUGUGCAGGCGAGCGUACAAGGAGUCGGUGCGGGCCUGGAAGGCGCUGCAAAGGGCGGCAGCGACGUAGCCGAGACCAUCUCCCAUUUUCACUAUGCACCAACUGCAGUUGCUCUGUUGCCAGUAUUAGCAUCUCUUAUCGUUGGAUCCGACUUGACUGACCUGACACUUCUACUUCUGGUCGCAAUAUAUUUGCACAACUGUGUCACGGUGCCAGCGGACUACUACAAGCACUCAAGAAGGCGCUACAAAUCUAUAGAUACAGCGAAUCUAUCAGAGAGCCAGGCAUCGGCAUUGCGAAAGCAGAGGGCGAAUGAGCUGCACGCCUUCUUCGGUCUUAUCGUAGGACCGAUCCUCGGCGCGUGUCUUUUGCAUUAUGUACGCACUAUCAUGGGGAGGCCAACAAACGGUCUGAUCAGCAACUUCAAUAUUACGAUAUUUGUCCUUGCAGCGGAAAUCAGGCCUAUAAAGAUCGCCCACGAGUUCUUGAGCUCAAGGUCUGAUCAUCUACACGAAGAACUGCAAGAUGUACCCCCGAGCAAGUACGAUGCUCUAGCACACAAGUUCGACGAUCUCUUGCAAGAUUUUUCUCUUUUGCAGCAAAAAGUAUCGAGUGACGACAGCAGCAUGAGGAAGAAUGUGUCAGGUAUCGUUACUCACGCUAGCGAUGAUAGUGGGCAGCUAGACGCUGUCAAGUCGGCCGUGCGACAUUUCGAACGACAGAACCACCAAGAGAAGAAACUUUUACGUGCUCAGUUGCAAGAGCUUGGGGCGCGCUUGGAUCGCCUUGAGCGCCGUAAUCUUGAUUUGCCGACACAUAACACGCCGGGGUCAGCAUUUGAGAGCAUUAUGACGUUUCCUAUGCGACUGUUUUAUCGUUGCUGGACGAUCUUGACAUUUCCUUUCAGACUUCUGCAUCGAAGUGGAUGAAUGCAGUCAACCUUACGAUGUGUUCAGCGAAUCCUCACUGUCCGUUAUUUCGUGGAGCAAUUCAGUAGUUUGAGAGCAUUUUCUAUGAUUUCUUCAUUUCUUACGCGGUG